CCGCUUUUCUGCCAGGAUUUUCACUUCCUCUGAACCUAAGCCGAAGCACAGACUGCUGCACGUAUGUCUGGAUCCUGCCCCCACCUCCCGCCGGGCUCUCAGAGCUUCAGCACCAGUUGUUAGCCAAAAAUAAACACCAUUCCUCAACCAUAUAUGUCCACCAGCCCAGAGCCCGGGAGGAGGAGGAGGUAGGUCAGGUCCCCGGGCUCCCGCCACACUCAGCGUGUCCCCUGCCCACCAUGCACAUCACCCAGCUCAACCGGGAGUGCCUGCUGCACCUCUUCUCCUUCCUGGACAAGGACAGCAGGAAGAGCCUGGCCAGGACCUGCCCCCAGCUCCAGGACGUGUUUGAGGACCCUGCACUCUGGCCUCUGCUGCACUUUCGUUCCCUCAUGGAACUCAAGAAGGACAACUUCCUCCUGAGCCCGGCCCUCAGGAGCCUGUCCAUCUGCUGGUACUCGAGCCGCGUACAAGUGUGCAGCAUUGAGGAUUGGCUCAAGAGCGCCUUCCAGAGGAGCAUCUGCAGCCGCCACGAGAGCCUGGUCAAUGAUUUCCUCUUCCAGGUGUGCGACAGGUGCCCCAACCUGGCGUCCGUCACGCUUUCAGGCUGCGGCCACGUCACCGACGACUGCCUGCUGCGCCUCCUGCGCUGCUGCCCGCGCCUGCGCGCGCUGCGCCUGGAGAACUGCGCGCGCGUCACCAACCUAACGCUGGCGGCCGUGGCGACGCACGGGCGCGCGCUGCAGACGCUGCACGUGGACUUCUGCCGCAACGUGAGCGCGGCCGGCCUGCACCGCUUGCGCGCCGCGUGCCCGCGCCUGGCGCUGCGUGCCGAGCACAGCGCAGCCAUGAUCCCCGACCAGCGCCCCAGCGCGUCGGGCAUGGCUCUUCGCAAGCUGCUGCCGCGCUAGGCUGACCAUGUCGGGACAGGACACCCGGGCAAGGGCCCCGAGCAGAAAGAGCGACCUGGUUUCCAACCCCUAGCCCCAGCACUUCUCAGACUGUCGCCACAUCGCUGAACCUCAGUUUCCCUGUCUGCAAAAUGGGGACGUUGAUGCCUACCUCACAUUACGGUUUUACGCACAGGAGUGCGAGAGUAACCGGAUGCUGGGAAAACACUCGGGUAGCCCUCACUAAACACCAGCAUCUGUCCCGACGCCCUUCCGCCCCGGGCCUAUCGCCACUCGAAGUCCACAGCAGGCGAGGGGCUCACAGCGUCCCCCGCGACUGUGACCACUGUCUGUGGCCCAAGUAACCGCCAUGCGUAGGCGUGGCCACCCGGUAGGGCGCGGGCGCAGGCGCCGUGGGGGCAGAAGGGGGGCGGGGGAGGCGACUCCGGCUGCCGGUCGCGUGCCGCACGCUCAGCCUGCGGCCGCCGGUGUUCCCCCGCUGUACCGGUGGGCGGGAGGAGGGGGAAAGCCGGGGUUCACGGCCGGAGACAGCCGCCGAGCCCGCCACCGCAGCCUUGCCAUCCGCGCCUUGGCUUGGCGCCCGAGCCAGCCCGUACACAAUUCUAGGAAAUUCGCUGUUGGAUGUGAUUCUUAACAUAAACCCCAUAGUUCUAAUUUUCUACCGUUCUCGUAUCACAAAGGCAGAAGAAAACAAUUGAAAAACCCGAAGUAAAGAUUAGAAAACAAAAGCAGCAGCCUGGUUAAGUCCUUUGUUAAUGAAACCGCGAGAAGCGCAAAGUUAGAUUUUUACCUGCUGGAUUUGCUCAACGUGGGCACAUUCCAGGACUUCAAUUUCGGAGCUUUAGUCACUGAUGUCCCACCGAUAGUCAUCAAAGUAUAGGCUCCCGGCCACCCAGCAGAACUUCCGGUCCCAGGUACUCGGUGAAAACUUAAGAAGGGAAAGCAGGGAGCACAGCGGGAUGGUGGGCCGUGGGCCGUGCUCCAGCUCCAGCCCCAGCCCCAGCUCCGCCCAUCGCCAGCUGGGACCCUUAAGUCACCUGAGACAGGUGUUUCUUGUCUGGGAAAAGGGAUCUGGAUCCUACUCACCGGUUGCCCAAUACUGGGAAGCCAGCAAGGAAAAAAAAAAAAUUCUCCAAUUUCGUGGUAGGAGAAGAGACAGCAAAUUAUUGGUAUAUGGGGAUGGCGGGGGUUGGGGUUGGGGGUUGGUGCAGGAAGCACCAGGUAAGGGGCUAACUGGCAAUUGCCGGUGAAGGUUUGGGGAGGGGAAAGGAACCUAAAAGGGGUUAAUCAGUGUGCCUCACCACAUGAAGUGAGGGAGGGAGCUGAGCGGCAUCUGGCAGGAAAACAGUCCAGGUGCAGGGAAUAAUAGCUCAUGCAAAGGCUCCAAGCAGGAGCAUGGUGAGUUAGGGGAGGCCAGGAGAUCAGUAUGGCUGGAGCAGGGUUAGUGAGGAGGAAAGGGGAGCAGGAAAUAUCAGAGAA
Mustela lutreola (European mink) is the source of this 2390-nucleotide messenger RNA. It is a transcript of the gene FBXL22, whose product is annotated as F-box and leucine rich repeat protein 22. The transcript is spliced from 2 exons. Gene Ontology annotation, molecular function: protein binding. Gene Ontology annotation, cellular component: SCF ubiquitin ligase complex. Gene Ontology annotation, biological process: SCF-dependent proteasomal ubiquitin-dependent protein catabolic process. The record is from RefSeq and is a predicted model, not a curated record. The coding region runs from base 240 to 911 and encodes 223 amino acids. Lineage: Eukaryota; Metazoa; Chordata; Mammalia; Carnivora; Mustelidae.